UCAGUCAAAUAAGACCUGAGCCAGGACGAGGCUGUUCCCUUAAUGCCUACAACAUUUUCUAGUCUAUUGAGGAGAAUAACAUGAUCAAUGGUAUCAAAAGCUGCUAAAGGUCAAGCAGCACAAGCAAGGAUACACAACCCUGAUCAGAGGCCAGUACUAAGUCAUUUACCACUUUAACUAGCGCUGUCUCUGUGCUAUGACGAGGCCUAAGGUGCUCAGCUGACUUCAUUUUAUUCCCGCACAAUGAGGCUGAGCCUAGACCUGACCAGCUGAUGCAACCCCAGAUCAUAACACUGCCCCCAGAGGCUUGUAUAGUAGGCACUAUGCAUGAGGGAUGAAUCACUUUGUGCAUUUCCUUUCUUACCCUGACAUGCCCAUUGCUUUGGAAUAAGGUAAAUCUGAUUUUAUCAGACCACAUGACCUUUUACCAUUGCUCCACAGUCCAGUCUUUAUGCUCCAGAGCAAACUGAAGUCAUUUUUUCCGAUUAGUCUCACUAACAAAUGGCUUUCUUGUGGCCACACAGCUGUUUAGUCCAAAUCCUGUAAGUUCUCAUCACAUUUUGCGUGUGGAAAUGCUCUUACUUUCACUAUUAAACAUCGCCGUGAGUUCUCCUAUCGAUUUUUUUAUGAUGUGACAUCACCAAGCGUUUUAAAGAUCCCCGAUCAUGAUCAUUCAAGAUUUUUUUCGACUACAUUUCUGCUGUAAAGCUGAAGGUUCACCACAAUCCUUCCAGGCUUUAAUAAUGCACUGGACAUUUCUUAACCCAGUUCCAGUGAUUUCAGCAAUCUCCUUAGUUGUUUUCUUUGCUUGAUGCAGGCCAACAAUUUUCCCCGUCAGUAACAUCUUUUCCACGACCGUAAUCUGCCAUAGUUGUUUAAGAAAUGAGAAGCUACACACUGCAUCAGUUAAGGUUAAAAGAAUUGUUGCCAGCUGAAACAUAUUAAUCACUGCAGUAAUGAUCCAAUCAUAGGCUCUUAAGUAUUUGCUUAUUUAAACCCAAACAGCGACCUUUUUUUUGGCCAGGCAGUGUAUUUAUUUCUGUAAAGCUGCUUUGUGACAAGGUCCACUGUUAAAAGCGUUAUACAAAUAAAAUUAAAUUGAAUUGAGUGCUGUUCUAGCAGCAUUAACAGCCUUUAGAAAACUAAUUUAUACAGUUGAAAAUACUGACUAUUGAAAUUUUGGGUAAGCAUAACGCAUAGCCUAGGUUGGAGGCUUAUAUAUAAUAAAAUUCAUUAUUAUGAAGUGAAGUGAAGUGACUUGUGGCCAAGUAUGGUGACCCAUACUCAGAAUUUGUGCUCUGCAUUUAACCCAUCCAAGUGCGCACACACACACAGUAGUGAACAUACACCCGGAGCAGUGGGCAGCCUUUUUUUGCUGCGGCGCCCGGGGAGCAGUUGGGGGUUCGGUGCCUUGCCCAAGGGUCUCACCUCAGUCGUGGUAUUGAGGGUGGGAGAGAGCACUGGUCAUUCACUCCCCCUACCUACAAUCCCUGCCGGACCUGAGACUUGACCCCACAACCUUCAGGUUCAAAGCCCGACUCUCUAUCCAUUAGGCCAUGACUGCCUAGUCAGGAAAGAGGGUGGGAUUUUUAUGUUAGUGACUGUCAGAAAGUCACUAAGGAAUGUGUGUCAGGCGAGAUAGUAUAAAUGUGCACCAAGCUUUUUCUCACCACAGUUGUAGAAUGUAUUAAUCUAAAUUAUGAUGGAUUUUAUUCACUGAUUUAUUUAUUUUUAGAAAUUAAUGGAUGUCACUAAUAUUACAUAUUUCACACUAGAGGGACAUGUGGAUCUACAGAACUACAGAUAUGUUUAUUUUUUAAUUACUCUUACUGUGUACAUAUCAAUCAUUGUAUUUAAUACUGUUGUCAUUUUUGUCAUAUUCAUGAACAAACAUCUCCAUGAGCCCAUGUUCAUGUUCAUUGCUGCUUUGCUUUGUAAUGCUCUCUUUGGAGCGACUUCUCUUUAUCCUAAACUGCUCACUGAUUUACUGUCUGAAAAACAAAUCACUUCUUACCACGGCUGUUUAUUUCAGGCUUUAUUUGUUUAUUGGUAUGCUUCAUCAGAAUUUGCACUGUUAUCAGCUAUGGCCUAUGACAGAUAUGUGUCCAUCUGUAAACCAUUACAAUAUGCAACUAUUGUAAAAAUGUCCACUGUGAAAAAACUCAUAUUUUUAUCAUGGUUUUUGCCUUGCUGUGAACUUGGUGUAGCUUUGAUAGCAGUGUAUCAACUUCCGCUGUGUAAAUUUAAACUGAACAGAAUAUACUGUGAUAAUUACUCAAUUCUAAAAUUAAGUUGUAAAGAAACAUCUGCAAACAGCUCCUACGGGCUUUUUGUUUUCAGCAUUGCUGUGUUUCCUCCGGUGACCUUUGUAUUCUACUCAUAUAUCAGGAUACUCUCUGUGUGUUUAAAGAAUUCUAAAGAUUUCAGAAGAAAAGCUCUACAGACCUGUUUACCACAUCUUCUCAUUUUCAGCAAUUUUUCUGUCAACAUUUGUUUUGAAAUUAUAAAUAACAGACUAGAAUCAAAACAAAUUCCCCAUAUUGUUGCCAUGACCAUGUCAGUUGAAUAUUUACUCAUUCCUCCUUUAUUCAAUCCCAUAAUAUAUGGAUUAAAACUGCAGGAGAUUUUGAAAAGCAUCAAGAGAUUGAUUUCAUGGAAAAAGAGGACUGGUGUUUCUUUUUAGGUGUAGAAUGUCUUACUUUUAAUAAUAAUAAUAAUAAUUUUAAAUUAAAAAUGGCACUUCAACAAUGUAGUGGUAAUUUAAUUGAAAAUGAAUUGUUGGUAGUAGACUGAUAUUUAUGUUUUACCUGUUUGCAAUGUAAAGAGCAGAAAAAGUGAAACCUUCCUCAUUUUGACUGUAAUGCUGAAAUUUUUCGAUGUAGUCAUACAUAAUUUAGUUCUUAAUGGGAACCUCAUGCAAUAUCACAUUAAAAAUAAAAAUAUAUUGUAAAAUACAUAUUGAUUUUUAUUAACCAAAUUAGCACAGAAUUUUUAAAUCAACUUUUAUCUUUGACAGUUUGUGAAGUCUGUAAUGAAAUUCUAUAAUGAAUUCGAUAAUAGAGCAUAUUUCACAUUUAUUAUUUAAGUUCUUGCACAGAUUACAUGUUCCAUGACUAAUAUUAUUAAAAACUGUUAUUAUGCCACACUUUGGAAAAUUACAUACAAAAUGACAACAGUAUUUUUAUUGAAAAAAAUAAAUUUCGUUUUACAUGUUAAACGUGCUGCGAUGGCUUGGCACCUUGUCCAGGGUGUCCCUGGAUGGAUGGAUGUUAAACCUGUAGACUGUUAUCAAAAUAUAUUUUACUUGUUAUUUUAGCAAAUAUAUUCUGUAGUCUGUCAAAAUUUUAAAAAGUGCAUUUUAAUUGUAUAUAUUCUUUUUAAUUUAAAUAUUAUUGAAGAUUCCAUUCUGAUCUACAAAGGGUUCGAUAUGCCUGCAGGUUUACAUAUUUAGGAGUUUUCCAUAAACGUGUGUACAAAGUGUUGGUGUUGAAACAAAAUGUUGUAUAUCUAACAAUAAAAUUCCUAUUUUCUGUGCAUUUCACCACUGUGCCCAUGUAGGCCUGUUACUUUAAUUUAGACAUCAUUAAUCAGUAAAUAAGACAUCUGAUGAAUCAGGUUAUAUAUUCGAAUUUACUAAUGCAAACAGAUAUUUGUUAGUUGUCAGACUCAGUCUGAAUUUACAUGAAUUAGUGUGUUACGACCCAGUCUAAAGUCAGACCAUAACA
Pangasianodon hypophthalmus (striped catfish) is the source of this 3725-nucleotide messenger RNA. RefSeq names its product putative gustatory receptor clone PTE03. The transcript has a single exon. The coding region runs from base 1742 to 2683 and encodes 313 amino acids. Gene Ontology annotation, cellular component: membrane. Gene Ontology annotation, biological process: G protein-coupled receptor signaling pathway. The record is from RefSeq and is a predicted model, not a curated record. Gene Ontology annotation, molecular function: olfactory receptor activity; G protein-coupled receptor activity. Lineage: Eukaryota; Metazoa; Chordata; Actinopteri; Siluriformes; Pangasiidae.